Messenger RNA from Chrysemys picta bellii (western painted turtle), 747 nucleotides. Lineage: Eukaryota; Metazoa; Chordata; Testudines; Emydidae. The record is from RefSeq and is a predicted model, not a curated record.
AUGCAGCUCUUGAUCUUCAUCCUGCUUCCCGUGGCCUUUCUCCUUCCCCCUGGGUCUCAAGCUGGUGAGAUCAUUGGAGGACAGGAAGCCCAGCCCCAUUCCAGGCCCUACAUGGCUUAUUUGGAUAUACAAAGGGGAGACAAGAGGUCUCGAUGUGGAGGGUUCCUGGUGUCAGAGAACUUCGUGCUGACGGCCGCUCACUGCAAUGGAGACAAGAUCACUGUGUACCUGGGAGCCCAUAACAUUCAACAACGGGAACAGAGCCAACAGAAAAUCCCCGUGCACUGCCGGAUCCCCCAUCAGCAAUACAACAGAGAGACCCUUAACAAUGACAUCAUGUUGCUGCAGCUGUCACACAGCGCAGUGCUGAAUAACUGGGUGCGGCUCAUCCCUCUGCCAAACGCCAACUCCAGGGUGAGGCCGGGAUCCAUGUGCAGCAUGGCUGGAUGGGGUCGGACUGGCUGGAACAUAAGGACUGAUACUCUCUGUGAGGUGUACCUGGAGGUCAUGAGGGACAACAUGUGUGAGCUGUAUUCUGGAUACAACCCCUCAACGAUGCUGUGUGUGGGGAAGCCCAGCAUGCGCAAAUUACCUUAUCGGGGUGAUUCUGGUGGCCCCUUGGCAUGUGACGGAGUGGCCCAGGGCAUCGCUUCAUAUGUUGAUGGGAAUUUCUACCAACCAAGUGUGUUCACAAGACUCUCCACCUUCAUCCCCUGGAUCCAGAACAUUCUGCAGAAACAGCACUAG